GUAUCUCUGGGGCAUGGAAGGCCACAGUCACAGUUGGACACCUCUGCGUUCACUGAUAGCGUUGAGUCACAUUUCAGUCCCAGCUUUCCCUCUGUGUGGCCUCAGGAGACACUCAUCCUGCACCUAUCUGCAUCCAAAAACCUGCAACUUCUGACCCCAGAGAGAGAGAGAGAGAGAGGCGGCGGCCGCGAGGCUCUGAGGAAGUCAGUGAGCGUUGCUGCAAUCCGUAAUUUGGCCGUGAAGACACAGCAGGCCCACAGUGCUCCUGCCCAAAGUUCCUCCUUUUGCAACCAACUGACUGAAUGUUGUGUUUCUUAGGAGAUAAGGGCAGCCUCCCACGAAAGGUGACUCAGCAAUCCAGCACACACGGCCUCUCCUGAGAUAAGGGAGCUCUGUGGGGCCUGAAGUCGGUGGGAUACUGGGAAACAGUCACAAGCAGAGAACUGUCAAAGGACCCAGGCAGUAACUCAGCGAGGAUGCGCUCAGUGUGAGAAAGAAACAAUGAAGAAAAAAAGAACCAAAGUGCUCUGGUUCUGAUAUAAUCCAGAUUCUGGACACUCGCUGAUGUGAUGAGGCAGGACAUAAGCUUUGAGACUGAGGGGGCCAUAAAUGGAGUGAAAGAGCAAAGUGAAAUGGAUGAAACAUUAAAGAAAGAAAGAAAACUCAUUAUAUGGGAAAGAAAACACUUGUGUUAAUUUCAUGGACUGCUUCAGCGUGCCAGUACAGGUGACAGAAGGGGAGCUGUCCAAUAUGCAAGUAAGGAGUCAUCGCCCCCCCCCCCUGUCAGCUUCCUCGGUGAGAAUGAAAUAAAUAAACAAUGAAUGGUCCACUCUCCUCGCGCGCCUCAUCCCAUCUCAUGCAUGGCUGCCAGUAAUGGUCUACUGGGUGUCAGCUUUUAUUGGCACGGCACAAAGCAAGUGCCAAGGGCUCGGUGGAUCGACUCCCCGCUGCAGACUCGGCCUGUGGAUAAAAGCGAGCAAAAUGCCCCAGUCGAGCUCAGAGACAUAGUCAUGUUGGGCUGGAACGAGGAAGUGCAGUGGAGAGGGGAGGGACUCAGGGCGCAGCUCCAUGGGGCCGCCGCGGCGCUGCGACCUUCUGCACAUGGAGCCGGGGAGAGUUGGAAGAACUUCAUACUGCAAACUCAAGGAAUAGCAGAGUACUUGCACCGCAUGGAGACGGAGGAGGCCCAGGAAAUGGCCCAGCUGCCAGGCAGGGACAGCCCCCCUGCCAACGAAGCGUCCGAGGAGGCAGAGGAGCCCAUGGCCGUCCCUGAGGACCUGUCAGCCAGCUCCACCCACCAGCAGAACAACAGAGGGGACAAAGCCUGUAACAUUAAAGUUGAGGCUCGCAGUGAUGAGGAGAAUGGGCUGGCCUGUGACAUGAAUGGCGUGGAGGAGGAGGAGUGCGCGGAAGACUUGCGCGUGAUCGAUGCCUCUGGGGUCAAGGUGAACGGCUCACAGCCGAGCCCCGAAGCAAAGGCCUUCUCCUCGGCCGGCGGUAUCCGGCUGCCCAACGGAAAGCUCAAGUGUGAUAUCUGUGGGAUAGUUUGCAUUGGCCCCAAUGUGUUGAUGGUGCACAAGCGGAGCCACACCGGAGAACGUCCGUUCCAGUGCAGCCAGUGCGGUGCCUCUUUCACCCAGAAGGGCAACCUGCUGCGUCACAUCAAGCUCCAUUCAGGGGAGAAACCCUUCAAGUGUCACUUGUGCAGCUACGCCUGUCGCAGGAGGGACGCCCUCAGCGGACAUCUACGCACCCACUCGGUUGGAAAACCUCACAAGUGUGCUUACUGUGGGCGGAGUUACAAGCAGCGCAGCUCUCUCGAGGAGCACAAGGAGAGGUGUCACAACUACCUCCAGUGCAUGGGGCUGCAGAACAGCAUUUACACAGUAAAGGAAGAAAGCAACCAGAAUGAGCAGAGAGAAGACUUAAGCCAGAUGGGAUCUGACAGAGCCUUGGUGCUAGACAGACUAGCGAAUAAUGUAGCUAAGCGUAAGAGCACUAUGCCACAGAAGUUUGUGGGGGACAAACGUCUGUCAGAUCUCUCCUAUGACGGAGGAGCAGGCGAGCUGAUUCAGCCCCACGUCAUCGACCAGGCCAUCAACAGCGCCAUCAGCUACCUCGGGGCCGAGUCGCUCCGGCCCCUGGUCCAGACCUCCCCGGCCUCCUCUUCCGAUGUGGGCCUCGGUUCCCUGUACCCUCUCCUCAAGCCGGGGCCCGAGGGCCACUUGGGGGCCGGCCACAACCUGUCAGCCAAAGACAACGCGGCCGAGAACCUGCUGCUUCUCUCCAAAUCCAAGUCUGCGUCCAGCGAGAAGGACGGCUCGCCCAGCCACAGCCCGGACUCCACGGACACCGAGAGCAACAACGAGGAUCGUCCGGGAGGGGCGACCUCCGGCCUCAUCUACCUGACCAACCACAUCACCUCGGGAGUGAGGAACGGCAUGCUCCCUCUGGUAAAGGAGGAGCAGCAGAGGCAGUACGAGGCCAUCCGGGCCAGCAUGGAGAUGGCCUCCGAGGGCUUCAAGGUGGUGAAGGCAGACGGGGAGCAGGUGAGGGCGUACCGGUGCGAACACUGCCGCGUUCUCUUCCUGGACCACGUCAUGUACACCAUUCACAUGGGCUGCCAUGGCUUCAGAGACCCCUUCGAGUGCAACCUCUGCGGUCAUCAGAGUCAAGACCGAUACGAGUUCUCCUCUCACAUAACGCGAGGGGAGCACCGCUAUUGAGAAGCACACACACACACACACACACACACACACACACACACACACACACACACACACACACACACACACACACACACACUUUCACAGACAGACAGGUGUACAUAUGGAAAACAAGCCACACACAUACAGACAUGCACCUGAAAUACAACAUUUUAAAUACACUCUUGUGUUUUUUUAUAGAAAGAAUGCAUGUUUGUUGAACACAGAUAAAUGUACAACUAUAAAAAACGAACAUAUUUCCCUUUCAAAUACCAUGCUCAGAAGGAGUAGUUCAUGUGUCUAUAUUGUUCGGUGAAGACAACACAACAGUUGCUGUGUCACAUCCAGCAUAGGUUUUUAAAUGAUGCAUUAACAGUUGCCAUAUGUUUAAAAUGUAUAAAUGUGUCUUUUCUUUUGGAAAACCAGUCAGCAAUGUUUUUUUCUAGAUUUUAAAUAGAAAAUAUUUCCAUCCUUACAUUUACUAAAUCUAUUCACUGAAGUGUUCUGAAGUUUUCACUGCAGGAAAAGUCAUUUUAAAAUCGGUAUUAAAUACAAUCAGUAAAAACAAUCAAUGUAGAUAACCCCACAUGUCCUUCCAAAGUUUCAACCUGUUCUUGUAUUUGUAACAACCUACAUAUUAUUUAUAUCACAUUUACACGCCUGUCUGUUUUUGUAUUUAUUACAGUAAUCGAUGUUUGUCUGUAGACUAGUUAAGAAAAGAUGCAUCUCUUUCUGUCCGACUGUACUAAAUGUGUUUGAGGUGAAAACAUGACCGCUGCUGGAUUUUAUUUUGAAUUUUAUCUGAAGAAAAUGUUGUCUUGGCCAUUUGUUUUGUACCGGAUGGCUAAGAAUUGUUUCACUCACAACAUUAAAAUGAGUCAUUUGAAGUGUCAAGGAGCUUUAUGCUUGCAAAAUAUCAAUAAAGGAUAUUUUAUAUAUGCACAAA
Molecule: messenger RNA, 3651 nt
Organism: Cottoperca gobio
Lineage: Eukaryota; Metazoa; Chordata; Actinopteri; Perciformes; Bovichtidae
Gene: ikzf1
Product: IKAROS family zinc finger 1 (Ikaros)
Exons: 9
Coding region: 822-2726 (634 amino acids)
Biological process (GO): regulation of transcription by RNA polymerase II
Molecular function (GO): DNA-binding transcription factor activity; RNA polymerase II cis-regulatory region sequence-specific DNA binding
Source: RefSeq, a predicted model, not a curated record